Molecule: messenger RNA, 1614 nt
Organism: Maniola jurtina (meadow brown)
Lineage: Eukaryota; Metazoa; Arthropoda; Insecta; Lepidoptera; Nymphalidae
Product: thioredoxin-related transmembrane protein 2 homolog
Exons: 4
Coding region: 97-894 (265 amino acids)
Cellular component (GO): cytoplasm
Molecular function (GO): oxidoreductase activity, acting on a sulfur group of donors, disulfide as acceptor
Source: RefSeq, a predicted model, not a curated record
AAAAUCGUAAGUGGGAACACUGCGAUUGACCUAACCUAGUCGAUUGAUCGUAAAGUUAUUUAUAUUUAAAAAAUACGCGAAAAAUAAAAGAAAACGAUGUCCUUUCAAAAGGAUUUGCGUCAAUUAUUGAAACCCUACUACUGGGUGAACAUUCUACUCAGUUUAACGUACAUAGUAUGUAAGAGAACAAGUAUAAUUUGCAACUUCCUUUUCCCCGAGUCGGAUUGUGAAUUAGACACCAGAGAGACGGAAAUCCUGUUCUUUCUGCUGAUUGUUGUGAUGCUGAGGACUCGGAAGGCGGGAAGUGUGACUAUGGUCAACUAUUUGUCUUCUUCCUUCGUCUAUACUAAGAUUGCGAACUUGAUUUUAUGGUUAUACGCUGAUAUACGGUAUGGCCUGCCUUUCGGAGCAGUACUCAUCCUGAGCUCGCUUCUCCUCCCAGAGCCUUCAUACUCAGGUCCAGAGUAUGUCAUCUACUUCAGAGGUCCGGAAACCUUGGAGCAGGAGCUAAGUCACAACAGCAGCACAACUUGGCUAGUGUGUUUGUACGCGGCGUGGCACCCUGCGUGCGUGACAUUUGCACCAGUCUUUGCAGAGCUGUCUGCUAGUUAUAGCUUGGAUAACUUGAAGUUUGGGAAGCUUGAUGUUGGAAGGUAUCCAGAAGCAGCAAAAAAGUUCCGCAUACACGACGGGCCGACCAGCCGACAGCUGCCCACUGUGCUGCUGAUGGUGGACGGCAAGGAGAAGAUGAGGAGGCCCCAGCCUGACUCUAACAGCAAGCUGCAAAAGUUCCUGUUUUCAAAAGACAACAUUAAGGCAACGUUCGACCUGGACGGCAUUUACCAGGAGUGUAAGAAGAAAUUGGCUGCGAAACCGAGCAAGAAGACGGAAUAGACUGGAGAAGACCUUACAGAUUGGAGAGACCUGAAUACAAGACCAACUUAACUUAAUCCACCACAUUUUAGAGUUCCAUACAUCAAAGGGGAAAAAGGAAUUCUUAUAGGAUCACUUUAUUGUCUGUCCUAUUGGUCAAUUGGGGGAAUCAAACUCUAAAUUUUCAAGAUUAGAGAAGAUAAAGUUAAGUAUGGUUCUGUACCUCAAAAGAUAAAAGUAACACUUAUAGGAUCACUUUGUUGUCUGUCUGUCUGUCCUAUUGGUCAAUUAGGGGAAUCAAACUCUAAAUUUUCAAGAUUAGAAAAGAUAAAGUUAAGUAUGGUUCUGUACCUCAAAAGAUAAAAGUAACACUUAUAGGAUCACUUUGUUGUCUGUCUGUUUGUCUGUCAGGAAAACCUAUAGGGUACUUUCCAUUGACCUAGAAUCAUGAAAUUUGGCAAGUAGGUAGGUCUUAUAGCAUAAGGGAGAAAUCUGAAAACCGUGAAUUUGUUGUUACAUCACAAUAAUUCAAGAUUUGUGUUCCUGAGCCAAUAAUUAGUUUACUAAAUCACAUCAAAUACAAAUCAUUUAUUUGCACGAUUUAUUUGCAACAUGAAGCUGUCCAUCAUCAACUUGAAUUUUAACGUCCCACCCAAAAACAGGGGUGUCAUAAGUUUGACUUGUGUAUCUGUCUGUGGCAUCGUAGCUCCUAAACUAAUGCACCGAUUUUAAUUUAGUUUU